Synchytrium microbalum is the source of this 3156-nucleotide messenger RNA. RefSeq lists its product as uncharacterized. The transcript is spliced from 14 exons. Gene Ontology annotation, molecular function: ATP binding; ATP hydrolysis activity. NCBI's taxonomy places the organism in Eukaryota, Fungi, Chytridiomycota, Chytridiomycetes, Synchytriales, Synchytriaceae. The record is from RefSeq and is a predicted model, not a curated record. The coding region runs from base 1 to 3156 and encodes 1051 amino acids.
AUGACAGCUGGUCUGAUUUCCACAUUCUUGUUUGACAAUUCAACACGCAAUGCAUUCGAUUUCAAGAAUGCGCCAAGUAUACCAAAUGUUCUUGCCAAUGAGUCUAUUUUCUUGUCAGGUGUUGGGCUGAUGGUAGUUACUGCCGUAUACAAUUACUGCCGUGACAGACUAGCUACUAUCCAAGCAUUCGUAUGGGACUACUUUCACACGUCAGCUGUGAUUGACGAAGCAGACGAGACCUUCUACCACGUUGCUCAAUAUUUGAGCCAACAAGAAACUCUCAUGUCCACCGUUAGACGCCGGCUAGUUCGAACAAACCUACCUCAGGAAAGCGACGAGUACCAAGACCAAUCAACCACCAAGCACAGCUACAGCCUCGUCCCCGAUUGUGGAGAAUACCAAUUAGAAAUCCGAGGACGCAAGAUUGCUAUAUCUGUGCGAACGGAGGAGAACGAGUCUGGUGGUUUGAAUGAAACCAAGUACGGACAAGUCCUUGCAGUCUCUAAAAGGACUCGACGGGUCAUUUGCUUGACCACUUUUGGUCGUGAUGAUAAGGUGCUGAAGGAGUUUAUUGAUAUGGCGUGUGAGUCGUCGCUGAUGAAGCAGCAAGGUAAGACAUUUAUGUUCUCCCCACGCUACGACUCGUGGUAUAGGAACUGUUCUCGUGAGCCACGGUCUCUGGACUCUGUGGUCCUGAGAGCAGGAUUGAAAGAUGAGAUCCUUAUGGACGUUCAAAAGUUCUUGGGAUCUGAGGAGUACUAUCGAAAUGUCGGGAUUCCAUACCGACGGGGUUAUUUGCUAUACGGCCCGCCUGGAACAGGAAAGACAUCAUUCUUGGUAGCUUUGGCUGGAAUGCUGAAACGGCCAGUUGCAUUGCUGUCAUUGAAUUCGCCGAGUAUGGAUGAUAACGACUUAGCUAAUUUGAUGGCAUCUGCACCAAAAAAUGCCUUGAUCGUGUUCGAGGAUGUGGACUGCUGUACAGGACCUGCUCUGAGUAACGGACCUACUGGAGCUGCCGCUACAUCCAAUGUGACUCUCUCUGGUUUACUGAAUGCCAUUGAUGGGAUAAGAGCACAGGAGGGGCAUAUUCUCUUCAUGAGCGCCAACCGUCCAGAUAAAUUACCCUCAAGUCUCUUACGCCCAGGCCGUGUCGACAAAAAGUUUCAAUUCGGAUUUGCGUCUCGUGAGCAAAUCCAUCGACUCUUUGUACGCUUCUUUGGCACCGUGAUGGAAAGCUACGAGACGUGCAGUGAUCACGGCUGGGCGGUUGCCAAUAAGCUGAAAGAGGAUCGGCUGACUACUGCUCAGUUGCAAGGGCUUUUUAUGGCGCAUAGGGAUACACCAGAGGAGAUUAUCAACCACGUGGAUGAUUUCUUGCUUUCUGUUGAUCGGGAAGCGGUGGAGAUCAAGGAGUCACAGUUGGCUAAUGAUUUGAGCUGUGGGAAGGUUGGAUCGCUUGCUAGCGCUGACGAGAUUGAAGUUAAUGGUGGAGAAGAAGAAAGAGGUGUUGACGCGGUUGCUAUACUGCUUGAUUUGCACUACAUCUCCUUCAUUAUUUUCGGCACUAAACUGCUCUCUGCACAAUACCCAAUGGCAACUAUGCUUCAACAACUUUACAUGUCGGGCUCGUCACUGCUAGCGAACGGAUCAAGUAGCUUUGAGGAACGAGUCUUUCCAACUUCGCAGCAACAAGUUUUUGGAGGACAGCAACCUCCUUCGUUUGGAUCGGGGCUGUUUAGCGCGGGCGUUGGAAUAUGGAUUUGUAGUGCUUUGCUUAGUAUAGUGAGAGAUUGGCUGUAUAAGGUCGUUGCUGCCAUUCAAGACCAGUUACAUACUCAGAUAUUAUGUGAGGAGGGAGAUGAGAUUUAUGAUCAGUUAAGUGAGUACCUUGCGGAAAGCAAGACCUUGAUGUCCUCAGUACGCAGACGUGUCGCCAAAUCCAAAGACCCAGACUUCCACGAAUACAACAACCUUUUCAAGACACGCCGAGAAAUCAACCUGAUUCCAGACUGUGGGAACUAUGUCCUACGAAACUACCAUGGCAAGGAUGUCUCUGUCGAAAUACUCUUGCAAAAGGACGACGGAACAACUCAUGGACUACGAUAUAAGAAUGUAAUGAAUAUGUCAAGUGAUGACAAGAAUCAGCGGUCAAAGAGAGCUAUGAGACUGUCUGUGCUUGGCCGAGAUGAUCAGGCAUUGAGGGCACUUAUUGAAGAUGCUGCGGAUGAAAGUCAUAAGAAGUGGGCUGGCAAGAUUUGGAUAUUCACUGCACGGUACGACAGAUGGAUGCGAACACUACCUAAAGCACCACGACCUCUAGAUAGUGUUAUAUUGAGGGACGGUGUCAAGGAAGAUAUCAUAGAAGACGUGCAAUCUUUCUUGAAUAGUGAGAGCUGGUACACCGAGACUGGAAUUCCAUAUCGACGGGGUUACUUACUACAUGGACCACCUGGAACUGGAAAAACAUCCUUCAUUCUUGCCCUGGCCGGAUACCUACGACGACCAGUCUGUAUAAUGUCUCUCUCUGCACCAUCUGGAUCUGACCGUGAACUCGCACAUCUCCUAUCCAGCUCUCCACGUGGCGCCUUCCUCGUCCUCGAAGAUGUCGAUGUAGGCAUGACGAGUGUAUCAGGAGGCUCUGGACAGAUCAACCGUGUCAACAACACAAGCAGCAGUCCAUUCCACGGUGGAUCCAACAGCAAUAAUCAGCAGGGUCUUACACUAUCGGGUGUGCUCAAUGCUCUGGACGGUGCUGAGGCUCAGGACAAUAGAAUCAUCUUCAUGACUGCAAACCGUCCCGAUACUCUGCCCCCAGCAAUGUUACGACCCGGCAGAGUGGAUCGUAAAUGUGCCUUCCACUUCGCUGAUCGGGAUCAGAUUAUGAAAAUGUAUACGAGAUUCUUUGCCAAGGAGUUGGGUGAUGAUGUUGCAUUGAGGGUUGCGGCGGAUGUUGCAGACUUGAUUCCUGCUCAUAGACUCAGUACUGCUCAGAUUCAGGGGUUCUUGAUGCUUCAUAGAAAGAAUCCGUUGGAUAUGGCCUCGUAUGUUGAUAGUUUCUUGGAGUCUAUCAAGAUUGAAGCGAAGGAGAUUGCUAGUGCUGCUGAAGCUGAGGCACUUAGCAUUAGUGGUGAUGGUCUUGUGAAAGCCAAACAAUAA